GCGUCAAGCCGCGCCGGAACUCCACUUUAUUAAAUCCCCGGUCCUACGUUGCCGAAGAGCUCUCGAAGCAGGCACCUGUCUUCACAGGCGGCACAAAGUUUGAACCACGCCCGGAUGCGAAGAACAUACUUGUCACUGGUGGGGCAGGGUUCAUGUAUGUGAGCAGCAGGGUCGACGUCUGAAGGCCACUGGCUAGGCGGCAGGUUUCACGAUUGGGAGCAGUACUGAUGCCGGGCAGAGCAUGCUGGUUCGUGCGCCAUCUUGUGCUCACCUAUCCUCACUACAACGUUGUCUCCCUGGACAAGCUCGACUACUGUGCGACACUGAACAACACGCGCAUGCUUGACGGGCGACCGAACUUUGCCUUUGAACAUGGCGACAUCACAUCCCCGAGCGACGUCAAGCGAGUGCUCCGCAAGCACAAGAUCGACACCAUUUUCCAUUUCGCGGCGCAGUCGCACGUCGACCUGAGCUUCGGCAACUCGUACCAGUUCACAAACACGAACGUAUACGGCACACAUGUCCUGCUCGAAAGAGCGAGGCAACACAGCAUCAAUCGGUUCAUACAUAUCUCCACGGAUGAGGUGUACGGAGAUGUGCCAGUGGGCGCAGCAGAUCUGAGCGAGGCAAGCAUACUUGCGCCCACGAAUCCCUACUCGGCGAGCAAAGCGGCAGCGGAGAUGAUGGUCAGCGCAUACAGAAGUAGCUUCAAGUUGCCGCUGAUCACGGUGCGCGCCAACAACGUAUACGGACCCCACCAGUUCCCAGAGAAAAUUAUACCCAAGUUCAUCAUGCUUCUACAGCGAAAGCAGAAGCUCCUUGUGCACGGCGACGGCUCACCAACACGGCGAUACCUAUACGCAGGGGACAUUGUCGAUGCACUGGACACGAUCCUCCAUAAGGGGGUGAUUGGCCAGGUCUACAACAUUGCCUCCAAGGAUGAAGUGUCGAACACGGAUAUUUGUCACAGGCUUCUGGACAUGUUCGGGAUACCACGUCAGAGCGCGGAUGAGUUGGAGGAAUGGGUGGAGCACACGCCUGACAGGCCUUUCAACGACCAGCGGUAUGCGACGGAUGGAUCCAAGCUGGCUGCAUUGGGGUGGGAACCAAAGAUGGAUUUCAACCAAGGGCUCAGGAUCACAGUAGACUGGUACCGGCGGUUUGGCGAGGUGUGGUGGGGCGACAUCAGCAGGGUGCUGACGUCGUUUCCAGUGGUGACGGGCAACGAGAUCUGGACCAUGGAGGAGCAUGACGAACUGCCGUCCUCUGACGAGGAACUGGCCUCAGCAACAGAUGGCGGUGCGACUUGGACAAAGACGGCUUGGAACCGACUUCAGGCGUCUGGAGGAACGGUGUAGGCGAUUUGAUGGCAGAGUUGACGGCGCAGAUUUCAGACUUGCAUAGACGGCCGCAUCGGCAUUGAGAUACCCAUAGAAGCGCAAUCGAGAGAUGAUUGGACGACGGGCUGCCUGGACUGUGGGUGUGUCUUGCGUGAAUGCGUUCAACAGCCAGCCAUAGCCAAUAUGCAGGGUCCAGCCAGGAACACCAGCGACGCACACUUCCUCUCCACCAGCGCCGCGGAGCAUCUAUGGAAUUCCAGGUCCUAGUAUCGUUAGAAGUGGUGGAUGUCAUGGUUGGGAGAUGCAUGCCGAGAUGUGUCUGGCAGCCCCGGAUUGUCUUGUCUGGUGCUGUGCUGUGCUGUGCACAAUGCA
Messenger RNA from Didymella exigua CBS 183.55, 1712 nucleotides. RefSeq names its product NAD(P)-binding protein. The record is from RefSeq and is a predicted model, not a curated record. The transcript has 3 exons. NCBI's taxonomy places the organism in Eukaryota, Fungi, Ascomycota, Dothideomycetes, Pleosporales, Didymellaceae. Gene Ontology annotation, biological process: nucleotide-sugar metabolic process. Gene Ontology annotation, molecular function: dTDP-glucose 4,6-dehydratase activity. Bases 228 to 1358 code for a protein of 376 amino acids.